Messenger RNA from Myxocyprinus asiaticus (Chinese sucker), 3913 nucleotides. RefSeq names its product NLR family CARD domain-containing protein 3-like. The coding region runs from base 401 to 3055 and encodes 884 amino acids. The transcript has 9 exons. The record is from RefSeq and is a predicted model, not a curated record. Gene Ontology annotation, molecular function: protein binding. NCBI's taxonomy places the organism in Eukaryota, Metazoa, Chordata, Actinopteri, Cypriniformes, Catostomidae.
AAAUUAACUAUUUCUUAUUUUUGUUUGGAAUCUGACUUUAACCCAAGUGAGUCUGGAUGUAUGCAGAUAUGACUUCCUGGACUGGAUAACAAUUGCAUGAGAUUUUCUGUAUCAUCUGGCUUGUUGUUUACUAGAAUGUUGGAACUCCACACACCUGACACCCAGCAAAGAGUAUUUUUCAUGGGUGGAGCCUGUGCCUAGUCCUCUCCUAGCCAGUCAUCACAAGCUUUGCUGGAAAAACCUGUUGGAUAAGAUCAUAAUUCUGAACACAACAUUCAUUAUUCAUGAUUGUUUGACUUUCAGCUCAGAGUAGACACUAUUUUCAUUGCUACAGGCCUGCACAGAAACAGUAUAUAGAUCAUUCUUACCAGAGCCCACCUGUGUGUCUAGAGGCCAGUCAAUGGAGCCACCAGAAUUAGAAGAUGGAGGUGCUUCUGCACCGUGUUCAGUAGAGCCAGAGAGAUCAGACUCACCAGAACUCAGCCAUGUGUCCAUAAAGAGAUGCCACUCAAUAGAGAUUCCAAUAUUCUUUAAAAAUGAAGACACUUAUGAAGACAGCUCUAAAUAUCUACUUGCUGAAGUCCACAUCAACCUAAAAGCAAAUCUCAGGGAAACGUUUCAGUGUUUAUAUGAGGGAAUAGCAAAGCAGGGAAACCCAACACUUUUCAAUGAGAUCUACACUGAGCUCUACAUCACAGAAGGUGGAAGUGGAGAGAUCAAUAUUGAACAUGAGAUCAGAAGGAUUGAAAAAGCAUUCAGAAGAGCAGCAACAGAGGACACGCCAAUCAAAUGCAACAAUAUCUUCACUCCCUUAGUGGGACAAGACAAGCAUAUUAAAAAAGUGCUGACAAAGGGAGUGGCUGGCAUUGGAAAAACAGUUUCUGUGCAGAAGUUCAUUCUGGACUGGGCUGAAGGAAAAGCAAAUCAGGACAUCUACUUCAUAUUUCCACUUCCUUUCAGAAAGCUUAAUUUGAUUAGAAAUCAAAAAGUCAAUAUUACAAGCCUUCUUCAGAUGUUUUUCACAGAAGCAAAAGAAAUUGACAUGUCUAGCACUGAACAUAAAAUGCUUUUCAUCUUUGAUGGUUUGGAUGAGUGUCGUCUAUCUCUGGAUUUUCAGAAUAAUUUGAGCUUGGUUGAUGUAAAUGCAUCAGCUUCAGUGGAUGUGCUGCUGACAAACCUCAUCAAGGGGAAUCUGCUUCCAUCUGCUCUCAUCUGGAUCACCUCCAGGCCAGCAGCAGCUGAUCUCAUCCCCUCUGAGUGUGUUGAUCGAGUGACAGAGGUACGAGGCUUCAAUGACCCACAAAAGGAGGAAUACUUCAGGAAGAGAAUCAGUGAUCAGACCCUUUCCAAUAAAAUCAUCACACACCUGAAGUCAUCAAGGAGCCUCUACAUCAUGUGUCAUAUACCAGUGUUCUGCUGGAUUUCAGCCACUGUUCUAGAGAGAAUGUUGAGAGCAGAGAGUGGAGACAUCCCCAAGACUCUUACUCAAAUGUACACACACUUCCUGAUCAUUCAGAUAAACAUUAAAAAUGAGAAAGACUAUGAGAUGAAGGUGAAAGAUGAAGACAUGAUUCUGAAUCUGGGGAAACUGGCUUUUCAGCAGCUUAUGAAAGGCAAUCUGAUCUUCUAUGAGGAUGACCUGAGAGAGUGUGGCAUAGAUGAAAGAGACGCAUCUGUUUAUUCAGGAUUGUGCACUCAGAUCUUUAGACAGGAACUUGGAGUGUAUCAGAGACAAAUUUACUGCUUUGUUCAUCUGAGCAUUCAGGAACAUCUAGCAGCCUUGUAUGUGUUGUAUUCAUUCAGUUUGAAAAAUGCAGACGUUCUCAGUGAAUACCACACAAGCCAGAACACAACAUGCUUCCCAGUUUCAAAAAUCUUUGAGAGAGCAGUGGAAGAAUCUUUACAAAGUAAAAAUGGCCAUCUAGACCUCUUCCUUCGCUUCCUUCUAGGUCUCUCAUUGGAGUCCAACCAGUCUCUUUUUCAGUGCUUACUAACACAGACAGGAGGAAAGUCCUACAACAAGGAAGAAAUUAUCCAGCACAUCAAGAGGAGGAUUAGAGAGAAUCUUUCUCCUGAGAAAUCCAUCAAUCUGUUCCAUUGUCUGAACGAACUGGGUGACCACACUCUUGAAAUUGAAAUGCAAGACUACCUGAAAGCUGGAACGAUAAGAGAUGCCAUUCUCUCACCUUCACAGUGGUCAGCGCUGGUUUUUGUGUUGCUUACCUCAGAGCAUCUGGAUGAUUUUGAAUUAAAGAAAUUCAUUAGGGAUGAGCUCAACCAAAAACACAUCACACAGGAUCAAGUUCUCCUGAAUCUACUGCCUGUGGUUAAAGCAUCAAGAUCAGCUCAGCUUGGUUGUUGUAGUCUGACAGUGAAAUCUUGUGCCAACCUGGCUUCAGUUCUCAGCUCAGAGUCCUCUUGUUUGACAGAACUUAACUUAAACAGGAAUCAUUUGCAGAAUUCAGGAGUGAAGUUGCUUUCUGCUGGACUGGGAAAUCCACACUGCAAACUGAAAACACUGUGUUUGUGGCAUUGUGGUGUCACAGAUGAAGGUUGUGCUGCUCUGGCUUCAGCUCUUAAAUCAAACCCUUCACAUCUGACAGAACUGGAUCUGUCUGAAAAUGAUUUGGGAAAUUCAGGAGUGAAGAUGCUCUCUGCUGAACUGGAUAAUCCUCUCUGUAAACUGGAGUCACUUAAGCUGAGAUUGUGUAACCUUAGAGAUAAAGCUUGUGCUGCUCUGGCUUCAGUUCUGAGAUCAAACUCCUCACACCUGAGAGAACUGAAUCUGUCUGAAAAUGAAAUAGGAGACUCAGGAGUGAAGAUGCUCUCUUAUGGGCUUGAGAAUCCUAACUGUAAACUGGAGAUACUGUGGCUGAGGCAUUGUGCUAUCACAGAUGAAGGUUCUGCUGCUCUGGCUUCAGCCCUGAGAUCAAACCCUUCACACCUGAGUGAACUGGACAUGAUUGGGAAUGAACUAGAUGACUCUGGGGUGAACCAGCUCUCUACUCUAAAGAUCGAUCCACACUAUAAACUGGAGAAACUACAUUAUGACUGAUGAAAGUCAAAUGAAGACUGGUUGAUGGGCAGAUGAGUUGGUUUGUUGCUGCAUUAAAGCAGCAUCAGAGAGAAAGUAUGAUAUGCAGUGAUCCUGUAUUCAAACUUUAAGAUUUUUACUUUCCAGUGUUCAGGAGCCGUUAGUCUCCAUUUACAUUCUCUGCUUUUCAUGUAUCAUAUUUAUUUGUGCGUGCGUGUUUUUUUUUUUUUUUUUUUUGCAAAAAUAAUGUAUUAACAUUGACUGCAAUAUGCCUCUGCUGAAAGUCACAAUAAAUUUGCUUUUGAGAGUAUCCAGCACAUUGGGAGAUGCAAUGGUUUUCUGGCUGUGUUUGAGGUCUCUGCCAAAAGAGGGUGACAAUCAUAAAUAUGAAGAAUGUUUUGUCUGCAGUUCAAAUGUUACUACUCACUGGUGAUGGUAUUUACUAUUUAAAGUUGUUUCAUGCAUUUGGUUGACCCCAAAUAUAUUCCUAUGUUCUCAUUAAUAUGCAUAUUUAAAUCUUAAAAGUUUUUUUUUUAAUUUUGGAGAUUAAUUAUACAACAGUUAAGUCAACAAGAAGUAUUUAGCUAAUUUUAAGUAAAAAAAAGAAAAAAAAAAAGGCAGAUACAACCGUUAUUGGCCACUCUCUGUUAUUAUUUGUACAGUGUUCAGUGUUCUUUAAUGGUAGGGUUGUUAUUGUUCUGUGCUGUUUCAGUUAGGUUUUUGUAGUAACUACUCUAAAAGGCCCCGCAUGAAGCAAUGAUGUUUCAUAAUAUAAAGAAAUGUAGCACUGAGGAUACCUGUGUAACAAAGUGAAAGUGGUUAAAUAAUAAAUUCUAAAUAAAUGGCACAGGCCAGAACUGUGCAGAUGUAUAGUCAAAA